AUGCCUUUGGCUAGGAAGGAGCCACGUCUGGACCUGCUGGGCUUAUCCCUGUUUGGUGGACCAGCUCUUCCGGGUAUACAUCCUGGAUGUCGCAAGCGCGGAGCGGAUGGACAGCUGGUGGAUCAGGGCAAAGCCUUGGAUCCUGGCAAGGUUAUGGAGGCCAUCGGUGCCUAUGGCCAGGGCUUGAUCGACCUGGAAGAGCUGCAUCGAGCGGAAUGCCAUGGACUUCCAGGGAGUGGGUCAUGCAGUGCAAUGUUCACUGCAUGUACAAUGGCAUCCGUGGUUGAAGCUUUGGGUAUGGCGCUCCCUGGCACUGCCAGCAAGCCAGCUGCAACUCGUGACGAUCCGCGAACGGUCACGGAGCAAAAACGCCAGGACUGUGUAGCUGUGGUGGCCGCACUCUUCUCCUUGGCUGAGAAGGGAUUGUCAGCGCGAAAGAUCAUUACCAGCAAGGCUCUCGAAAAUGCCGUCGCAGUGGUUUAUGCACUGGGAGGCAGCACCAAUGCUGUGCUGCAUACCUUGGCGAUUGCGCAUGAAGCUGGCAUACCAGAGACCGAAUUCAAUAUCGAGGAUUUCCAUCGAGUCGGCCAAAGGGUGCCGCUGAUCGGAAACGUCUCUCCGCAUGGAAGAUAUCACAUGAGCGACCUUGACAAGAUCGGCGGCGUUCCAGUGGUGAUGCGGGAGUUGUUGGAUGCGGGUCUUCUGCACGGAGACUGCAUGACGGUGACUGGCAGGACAGUAGCAGAGAAUCUCGCAGGUACUCCUUCUGUUGCAGCCCUGGGACAUCAGGAUGUCCUAUAUCCUGUCUCCAAACCUCUGGCACCAGCUGGAAACCACAUCCUGGUCUUGAAAGGAAAUCUGGCCCCUGAGUCUGCUGUUUGUAAGCUCUCGGGCAAGACGGACAUUGAGCUGACAGGCCCGGCUCGAUGCUUCGAUGAUGAGGAUGCAGCGUUUGGCGCCAUUAUGGCGGGAAAGAUCCAGAAAGGUGAUGUCCUGGUGAUCCGCUAUGAAGGUCCAAAGGGAUCUCCUGGCAUGCCAGAGAUGUUGAGCCCCGGCUCCGCCCUGGUGGGCGCCGGCCUGGGAAAGUACGUGGCGCUGGUGACGGACGGUCGCUUCAGCGGCGCCUCCCACGGCAUCAUGGUGGGCCACGUGACGCCUGAGGCUGCAGUGGGUGGCCCCAUUGGGCUUCUGGUGGAUGGUGACAUGGUCACGGUACGACCUGGCAGUCGCGAACUGUCAGUGGCGCUCUCCGAGGAGGAGCUUGCUGCGCGCCGAAAAGAAUGGAAACCACCGGCUCCAAAGCCUGGAUCGUUUGGCACAUUAGGCAAAUACGCAUCGCAGGUGAGGUCUGCUCACGUGGGAGCUACGACGUCAUGA
Messenger RNA from Cladocopium goreaui, 1377 nucleotides. NCBI's taxonomy places the organism in Eukaryota, Dinophyceae, Suessiales, Symbiodiniaceae. The record is from the annotation of a GenBank genome assembly.